GAGACAGAUCUGUGUUCUGCAGCUCCACGCUGAGGCUCCGCGCGAGCGUCUGCAGCACCUAACCACAUCUGACAGGACACCUGCUCGGCUGAGACAAGUCUCCCCAUCAGCAGGUCUGCAAGAGGAACAGACGUCUCUUCGUUUGAGGGGGAGAAUUCAAAAAAUGAAACUUGAAGUUUUCUCAGCGCACCACUUUGCGCAGAAGCCGGUUGAGCUGUGCGUGGAACCAGACGGGGGAGUUCCCUCUCCCCUGUCCGGAGACGAGCUGGGCUCUGACGGGGACUGCGUGGCCAACAGCCCCGCACCUGUCGCGCAGAGCGGGGAGGGCAGCAAGGGGAAGCCGUACACCCGCAGACCCAAACCCCCCUACUCCUACAUCGCCCUGAUCGCCAUGGCCAUCCGGGAGUCCAGCAGCGGCCGCCUCACCCUGGCAGAGAUCAACGAGUUCCUGAUGAAGAAGUUCCCGUUUUUCCGCGGCAGCUACACGGGAUGGAGGAACUCCGUGCGCCACAACCUGUCACUCAACGACUGCUUCCUCAAAGUGCUCCGGGACCCGUCCAGGCCCUGGGGGAAGGACAACUACUGGAUGCUGAACCCGCACAGCGAGUACACCUUCGCUGAUGGGGUGUUCCGCCGCAGGAGGAAGCGCAUCACCAAGAGGUCCCCCAAAGAGGAGCUGGGGAGCCCGGACAUCCUGAGCGAGGACACCCGCUUGUCCGCCCCGGAGGACAGGGUGGGGGCCAAGUUCUCCAGCUCCUUUGCCAUCGACAGCAUCCUCAGCACCCCGUUCAGGCGGAGGGAGGACAGCCGCGCGGACGCAGACAACCCCAACCCCCAGGUGUACUGGCCCCUAGGGGCCCACAUACUGCCUUACACUCUGAACUAUCCGCUCCAGCACGCGUACGGGUCCGAGGCGGCGUACGGCAGGACGGAACCGGGCAGGAGUUCUUACCUGCAGCCGGGCAUGCGUGCACCUGAGCCCACCUUCAAGGUGCCCAGCAAGGCGCGAGGCUUCCACAUAGACUCCCUGCUGUCCUGAAACACCGGACUGUUGUCCUCACACAUCUGGACAGCUGUCCUCAAACACCUGCUGUCCUCACACAUCUGGACAGCUGUCCUCACACACCUGAUGUCCUCAGACAUCUGGACUGCUGUCACACGCGUGUGUUUUCAGCCAUGUUGUGCACUUUUCUUGUUUAUCUGUGUUGGACUAAGUUUUGUUUUAUUUUAUUUUUUGUCUUUUGGUGACCAAGCUACUGUAAAGUCGUUUCAACAUGGAAAAACACACAUGCUGUCAAAACAAACCUAAAAUAUUAGGGUCAGCGCAGGACAUUCCUGUGUGUGCGUGCGUG
Nematolebias whitei (Rio pearlfish) is the source of this 1352-nucleotide messenger RNA. RefSeq names its product forkhead box protein Q1. The transcript has a single exon. NCBI's taxonomy places the organism in Eukaryota, Metazoa, Chordata, Actinopteri, Cyprinodontiformes, Rivulidae. Gene Ontology annotation, molecular function: DNA-binding transcription factor activity, RNA polymerase II-specific; RNA polymerase II cis-regulatory region sequence-specific DNA binding. The record is from RefSeq and is a predicted model, not a curated record. The coding region runs from base 164 to 1039 and encodes 291 amino acids. Gene Ontology annotation, biological process: regulation of transcription by RNA polymerase II; cell differentiation; anatomical structure morphogenesis.